Messenger RNA from Ceratotherium simum simum (southern white rhinoceros), 4696 nucleotides. NCBI's taxonomy places the organism in Eukaryota, Metazoa, Chordata, Mammalia, Perissodactyla, Rhinocerotidae. The record is from RefSeq and is a predicted model, not a curated record.
GGCGGGGGUGUGCGCGGGCUGGGUUUUGGGCCGCGGCGGGAGCGGGAGUCUCCGCCACUCGAGUGCGCAGGCGCCUGGCGGUUACCGGUCUCGCAAUGGAGCGGAAAGUGCUUGCGCUCCAGGCCCGAAAGAAAAGGACCAAGGCCAAGAAGGACAAAGCCCAGAGGAAAUCUGAAGCUCAGCACCGAGGCUCUGCGCCACACUCUGAGAGUGAUCUACCAGAACAAGAAGAGGAGAUUCUGGGAUCUGAUGAUGAUGAGCAGGAAGAUCCCAAUGAUUAUUGUAAAGGAGGUUAUCAUCUUGUGAAAAUUGGAGAUCUGUUCAAUGGGAGAUAUCAUGUGAUCCGAAAGUUGGGCUGGGGACACUUUUCAACAGUGUGGUUAUCAUGGGAUAUUCAGGGGAAGAAGUUUGUGGCAAUGAAAGUAGUUAAAAGUGCUGAACAUUAUACUGAAACAGCCCUAGAUGAAAUCCGGUUGCUGAAAUCAGUUCGCAAUUCAGACCCUAAUGAUCCAAAUAGAGAAAUGGUUGUUCAACUACUAGAUGACUUUAAAAUAUCAGGAGUUAAUGGAACACAUAUCUGCAUGGUGUUUGAAGUUUUGGGGCAUCAUCUGCUCAAGUGGAUCAUCAAGUCCAACUAUCAAGGGCUUCCGCUGCCUUGUGUCAAAAAAAUUAUUCAGCAAGUGUUACAGGGUCUGGAUUAUUUACACACCAAGUGCCGUAUCAUCCACACUGACAUUAAACCAGAAAACAUCUUGUUGUCAGUGAACGAGCAGUACAUCCGAAGGCUGGCUGCAGAAGCCACAGAAUGGCAGCGAUCUGGAGCUCCUCCACCUUCCGGAUCUGCAGUCAGUACUGCACCCCAGCCUAAACCAGCUGACAAAAUGUCAAAGAAUAAGAAGAAGAAAUUGAAGAAGAAGCAGAAGCGCCAGGCAGAAUUACUAGAGAAGCGAAUGCAGGAAAUUGAGGAAAUGGAGAAAGAGUCGGGCCCUGGGCAAAAAAGACCAAACAAGCAAGAAGAAUCAGAGAGUCCUGUUGAAAGACCCUUGAAAGAGAACCCACCUAAUAAAAUGACCCAAGAAAAACUUGAAGAGUCAAGUACCAUUGACCAGGAUCAAACACUUAUGGAACGUGGUGUAGAGGGUGGUGCAGCAGAAAUUAAUUGCAAUGGAGUAAUUGAAAUCGUUAAUUAUACUGAGAACAGUAAUAAAGAAACAUUGAGGCUUAAAGAGGAUCUGCAUAAUGCUAACGACUGUGAUGUCCAAAAUUUGAAGCAGGAACCUAAUUUCCUAAGCUCCCAAAAUGGAGACAGCAGCACAUCUCAAGAAACAGACUCUUGUACACCUAUAACUUCUGAGGUGUCAGAUACCAUGAUGUGCCAGUCUUCAUCAAAUGUAGACCAGUCAUUCAGUGAACAGGACAUCAGCCAACUUCAAGAAAGCAUUCGGGCAGAGAUACCCUGUGAAGAUGAGCAAGAGCAAGAACAUAAUGGACCACUGGACAGCAAAGGAAAAUCCACUGCUGGACAUUUUCUCGUUAAUCCCCUUGAGCCAAAAAAUGCAGAAAAACUCCAAGUGAAGAUUGCUGAUCUUGGAAAUGCCUGUUGGGUGCACAAACAUUUCACUGAAGAUAUUCAAACAAGGCAGUAUCGCUCCUUGGAAGUUCUGAUAGGAUCUGGCUAUAACACCCCUGCUGACAUUUGGAGCACGGCAUGCAUGGCCUUUGAACUGGCCACAGGCGACUAUUUGUUUGAACCUCAUUCAGGGGAAGAGUACACUAGAGAUGAAGACCACAUUGCGCACAUUAUAGAGCUGAUAGGCAGAAUUCCAAGACGCUUUGCCCUCAGUGGGAAAUAUUCACAGGACUUCUUCAAUCGCAGAGGUAGUAUUGUUAACAUGAGUUUUCAUCUAGGCCCAGGGAUACAACUUCAGGAAGCAGAGCAUUCACACCGAGAUUGUUUUUUAGUUAUCACUCAAGUCCCACUGGAAUGGGCGCCUGAUUUUAUAUGGUUUUCUGGAUUCUCCAUUAGAUGGAUAGAGUCCUCUUCUUCCCAUUUAGGACAGAAAGCAAACCUGAAAUGCUUUACAGAAAGGUGUGCAUGCUACUCUUUCUGCCAGUGUCUAGAACUGCGUUUGUUACUCCUGUUAUGUAUGUCUUUUUUCCCCCCCCUCUUGAAAUGUUUGAAACAUACAGAUCACAUUGCAUUGAUCAUAGAACUUCUGGGGAAGGUGCCUCGCAAGCUCAUUGUGGCAGGAAAAUAUUCCAAGGAAUUUUUCACCAAAAAAGGUGACCUGAAACACAUCACGAAGCUGAAACCCUGGGGCCUUUUUGAGGUUCUAGUGGAGAAGUAUGAGUGGUCUCAGGAAGAAGCAGCUGGCUUCACAGAUUUCUUACUGCCCAUGUUGGAGCUGAUCCCUGAGAAGAGAGCCACUGCCGCCGAUUGUCUCCGGCACCCUUGGCUCAACUCCUAAGCCCCAGCCCAGCACCGCAGCAGAGAUCACAUGCUGAGCCUCCUCCCCUCCCCUUCAAGCAUUUCCCUCUUCCUUUUUCAGGAUGAAGCUCUUCCUUCAAGGGUUUCUAGGUUUUGUUUUGUUGUUUUUUUUUAAUCCAACAUGUUCAUUUGGGUUUGUCUUACUUGACCCUGUGGAGAUCCCCCACAGCCAUUGGGCAUCCUAGGUGAAUUUGGCCUUGAUUGGGCUCUGCCAAAGACUAAUGGACUAAAAUGUGAAACAGCCUCUCACCUUGUACCCUUGUCUUUCCACUAGGACAUCCUUUAAAUUAUAAGCAUCCUUUUUAAAAAGAGCUAUGAAGAUGUAUGAGCUCAUCCUUUUAUUCACUGACUCUAAGAGUCAAAUUUUUUAGUGCAUAUUCUCUUGCCAGCAUAAGGAUGAGGAGGGGAGAGGGCGUCACUUCUGUGUACAGCAGAGACAUUAAACUCGCUGUGUCCAGGCUGCAUCAUCUUCCUGGAUUGUUUCUGUUGUCCCCUUUGUUCACAUUUUUUCCUGCAACUUUUAAGCUACUAUCUUUUUAGCUGAGCUGUAUAAACACCAAGUUUGAGUACCUAAUUUUAUCACUGUUCAAAGCACUGUCAAAUUUCUUUCAUCCUUUAAUAACUCUAAGAUCCUUGAAUCUUCAGUCUGAUUUUUGAUGGAAACAAAAACAGAACCAUUGACUAGUCAUUUCUUCAGAACCACAAAUGUUCUGCAAACAGUCCUUUCCUAUGUGUCUUCUGUUACCCUAACAGCAGAGUUAUUUUGAUUAUUUGUUUUGUUUUUUAUUUUUUGAAUCCCUGGCUGGCACUUUACUCAUUGCACUUGAGUUUAUUGCCCUAUUACUAAAGAAUUUAGGACUACUCUAGAAGGGAGAUCUGGGUUUCAGAGAUUUCCCAUCUAAGAAGAAAAUGUCCUAGAAUUCUUGAUUCUUUUCCAGUCUCCUACUUUUAUUUACAGCUUUUUCUUUACCUUAUCCAAAAUCUAGCCUUGAAGCCGUUUCCCUCUGUGGCUUUGCCUUGCUCACUUUCUCAGAGGCUUCAGGUCUUAAUGAAAUCCCAGGAUAAAAGAACCAAGGGGAGGGGUGGGAUGGCACUUUUUUUCAUUGUUGUUUAUUUUGAGGGUUUUUUUUUUUUUUUUGGUUUAAAAUUUGCCAUUCUCUGCUGCUAUUUCCUUGUAUAAUAUAAGUUUUUAACUGCAAUUUUGAGAUGAUUGAGAUGUACUUGAGGCUUUUUUUUUUUUUUUUUUUUAAAGAGAAAAGGCUUUGUGAAUCUUAUUUUAGGAUGGGCCUCUCCUAGACUUGCCCUAGACAUUACAUAUUCCUCGGGUCGUACUGAAAAGCAAAAACGGGGCAGAAUUGGGGUCACAGCCACUUGUUCAGCACGGACCAAGUGGGCCUUGGGGAUUACAGCAUUCUCCAGAAGCCGCUACAGGACUCUGAUUUACAGAAAGCCAAGGAGGUGCAACUUGAGGCUCUACUAGCAAAGCUACCGAUGAGACUGUUGGGUAGCCAACUUUCUGUUCGGGAGAUUGGAAUCUAGAUUCUGUCAUUUAUCCACCAACCAUGGCAAAGGAAAAAGUGGUGCAAUUAUGCAAUCCAUUUAACUCAUAACCCUGAGUAACUAUGGCCAGCCACUCAUCGAAUCCUUGAUUGGGUAGUCCUGAAAUCAGACAUGUUCUUCCUGUAGAAAGAAUUUUAAGUGAGGCUCUCUAUGCACCUAUCAAGAAUAAAGAGAACAGAUUGUAUCAAACAACGGCAGGGAAAAUCCUUCAGCAAUUCUGAUCCACUUUGGGUUUUCAAUUAUAUAUAUAUCUAAAGCAAUAGCAGACUAGAACUGAAUUCUUUUCUAUACUAUGAAAUCACAAUUGUGGAAUUAUAAGAAUUCUGGUGAUGAUAUUAAUGUGAAAUAACCAAAACACACACACACAAAUAGAAGGCCCCACUUGAACAAUUGACAUGAUAAAUUUUAAUUAGCGAGAACCUGUAACUUCAUUUUGGAAAUGCUUCCCCACCAAAUAAGGGCUUUUCCUCCUAUCAUUUAAAGACCAGAUGAAUUAGAAGCCGUAGAAAGAGGCAGCUGUAGAAUUUGAUCUUCCAAGUACCCCAUGGCCUUUAUUGAAUUUAAUCAUAAUACUGUCAAAUUGCCGUGAUCUCACUAAAGGAUUUCUAUUUGCUGUCAGUUAAAAAUAAAACACUGAAUACAUUUUUA